Molecule: messenger RNA, 555 nt
Organism: Vitis riparia (riverbank grape)
Lineage: Eukaryota; Viridiplantae; Streptophyta; Magnoliopsida; Vitales; Vitaceae
Exons: 1
Coding region: 1-555 (184 amino acids)
Source: RefSeq, a predicted model, not a curated record
AUGGAUCCAGCCCGAAUGCUGCAGCCACAUCGAGAUGCUCUCAUCCUAACAUUAGGGGUUGGAGACUUCGAUGUGAAAAGAAUCAUGGUCGACUCAGGUAGCUUCGCGGACCUGUUGCAGGUGGCGGUCAUCAAACAAAUGGGUUUCAUACCCUCCAGCCUGGAGAAUCCCAGAAGAACCCUGUCCGGAUUCAAUGGUUCUUCCACAACCUCACUUGGGGAUGUAACACUGCCAGUUCAAGCCGGGCCAGUCAUCCUAAACAUUCUAUUUUCUGUGAUUGAGGAUUUAUCCCCUUUCAAUGCCAUCUUGGGACGCACGUGGUUGCACGGAAUGAAAGUCGUUCCAUCCACAUACCAUCAAAUGGUCAGCUUCAUCACCCAAGAUGGGCAAAUUGAUCUUUACGGAAGCCAGCUCGCUGCCCGGCAAUGUUAUCAGAUCGCUCGCGAGGCCGAACCCAGCGCCGACCGCGAGGCCGAACCCAGCGCCGACCGCGAGGCCGAACCCAGCGCCGACCGCGAGCACUCCCCCAAAGAAGCAAAUGCUUCUGACCAAUAG